This is a messenger RNA of Schistosoma rodhaini, 2590 nucleotides long. Lineage: Eukaryota; Metazoa; Platyhelminthes; Trematoda; Strigeidida; Schistosomatidae. The record is from the annotation of a GenBank genome assembly.
GUUGACAAUUGACGGCUACAAUGAUCUAAAUUGGAGCGCUACCAAUAACUCAGACCUUGGAGUCAUCACGGUGGUCUUACCAGAUGGUCAUGGUUGUGUGCAGCUACCGAUAAUAAAAGCCAAAAGUUAGAGGAAAAAUGUCGGGUCUAUGUUACCAGUUGCUGGACCGGAUUGACAAAGAAAUGCACCGGUGAAGUUUGUCACUAUGACUCCUUUGUUUUAAGUGCUAUUUACAAGACCGUACUUACUGUUUUCGGUUAUGAAUAUUUUUCAAAGGUUCUGCGCGUUAAUAUUCUACAGACAGCAAAUAUCGAUUUGAGUUCUGAACAGUUUUUGUGGUAAAUGAUGAUUCGAGUAAAUUGUUUCAAGGAAGCUGAAUGGAGUUUUUUUCUCAACCUGUGCUCCGAACGGCUGCUGGUAAUCAUUCACGAUGUUUUGCAUCUACUCGUUUUGAGAAGCCAUUUUUUAUUACGUGUCCAAUAUUUUACGUUAAUGCAAAACCUCAUUUGGGCCAUGCAUAUACCACAUGUUUAGCUGACGCAUGGGCAAGAUAUAGUUGUUUGCGUAAUCAGCCAAUACUGAAACCUUUCCAACAAGAUUAUAUUGCGUCCACUUAUUCGCCUGUGUUUGAUUACUGCAAUCUCAAUAAAACGUUUUUAUCUUGUGGGACUGAUGAACAUGGAUCUAAAGUUCGUCGUGCUGCAACUGUCAAUAAUCUUGAUCCAUUGCAGUAUUGUAAUCGAAUGAGUCCUUUAUUUGAGACUCUUUGUCAUGCUACUCACAUAAAAUACAAUGAUUUCAUCCGUACUACUGAAACUAGGCAUGUGAAAGCUGUUCAUCAGUUUUGGAACCGUUUAAAUGCCAGUGGUAAUGUUUAUCGAAGCAAAUAUUCUGGUUGGUAUUGUGUUUCAGACGAAGCGUUUUAUGCACCAUGGGAAAUUGAUGAAACGAAUUUAUCAGGAGUACCUGUGUCAAAAGAAACUGGUAAUCCAGUGGAAUGGAUUGAAGAAGAGAAUUACAUGUUUAAACUGUCUUCAUUUAAAAAUGAUUUACACAAAUGGCUAGAUUCAGGAGUAUUUCAUAAGUCGUCCAAUCAAUCAGUUUGGUGUAAUAUGGCACAUAAUAUGGUGGAUAAUUCUCAAGAUAUAUCUAUUUCAAGACCAAAAAGUCGUUCAGAUUGGGGUAUACAUGUUCCUGGUGAUAAUGAACAAAUUGUUUAUGUAUGGUUCGAUGCUCUGAUCAACUACUUAACAGUUACAGGUUUCCCAUGGUCAAAUGUUAAUGAUGGUAGUUUUAAACAAUCUCUUUGGCCACCAGAUGUACAGUUUUUGGGAAAAGACAUAAUACGAUUCCAUGCAGUUCUCUGGCCUGCUUUAUUAAUGGCUGUCAAUCUACCGUUACCACGACUUCUAAUUUGUCAUCAUCAUGUACUUGUGGAUAAUGUUAAGAUGUCUAAAAGUAGAGGUAAUCAAGUCGAUCCGAUUGUUGAACAGUCUGCUUUAUUGUCGGACGAAUUAAACAGCAAUGUUAUAACACCUGCUGAAUCAGAUCUUCUUCGUUAUGUUUUGCUUCGCCUUCCUUUGCUAACAUAUGAUGGUACUUAUAGUCGUGAAAUGGCUCGCAAAAUGAUUAACACAGAACUUGUUAAUUGGAUUGGAAAUUUGCUUUCUCGUAUCAUAUCUGAAUCUCUUAACCCUGAACAGUCUAUCAUUCAGAUUAAUCGUCAACAGGUUGAUGAUAUGUUUCACAAUGAUGAUUCGGAUAUGGAAUUUUUAGACAAUCUAGAUAAUAUCUCUCAUCAUUUCGACAAACUUUGGUGGUAUGAAGCUCAACCUCAUAAGGCUAUAGAGGAAGUUUUAGGCAUUAUUCGACAAACCAAUGCGUUUAUUACUCGUCACAGUCCAUGGACCGAAAGAGAAUUAUUAAAAAGGCAAUUUAUAUUAUCAGUAGUGUCUGAAUCGUUAAGAAUAUGCGCAUUACUUCUGCAACCAGUUAUUCCAAAUUUAUCAAUUCGAUUGUUACAUCGACUUGGUAUAUAUUAUGAGGGGAAAAAAGAACAAAAGCAAUCGAAUAUCAUUAAUGGAGUACGUGUUCUAGGUGAAAAUACUGGAAAAUUUCUCCGUAGAAUUAAAUAGCUUCACUAAUAAUAACAAAUUGUACUUUUUUCCAUGUAAAUUUUAAUUUCAAUGUCAAACAGUUUGUUCCCUCAUUGUAAUGUAUAUAGACAGUAUUACUCUAAUAUAAAUAUACACUUGACUUUUGUAUGAAAAUCGUUUGCUUUGUGGAAAAUGUUGCUUAUGAAAGAAUAGAUUGUAGGCAACUCCUUGCGUAUGUGGAGCAUUUUUAUCUUUAUACCCGAAGUAUAACAGCAGCUCCCCUGAAGCUAGUCUUUGUUGUUCAACCUGCGUCCAGUAUUUCACUGAUUUCAAGCACUUCCAGGUUGUAUCUUUUCAUUUCUGCAGCAAGCUGGAUGACUCUCCCACAUUGUACGAACAUUCCAUGUACCUAAAUUAAUGGUUGCUCUAGUUGUCAGAAGGGGGCAUCAGCCUUAUGACCUCCGAAGGAACUCGGCUUUCAUCAUGAGACGCCA